GGAUGAGGCCCAGCCCUCUGCCUUCCCUCCCUGCCCCCAAGUAUAAGAGCUGAGCUCAGGUGAGCUGACUCCUAGCGUCCGGUCCCAGCAGCUGCCAGCAGUCUUCCUCCUUCCAGGCAGAUCAUGAGCCAUCGGCUCCUCUGAGGCCUGCUGUGGGACAACAGCGCUGUCACCGGGACGAGUACACCGGUCACCAUGGGGCAGUGUCGGUCAGCCAAUGCUGAGGAUGCCCAGGAAUUCAGUGACGUGGAGAGGGCCAUUGAGACCCUCAUCAAGAACUUCCACCAGUACUCUGUGGAGGGUGGCAAGGAGACGCUGACCCCCUCCGAGCUACGGGACCUGGUCAGCCAGCAGCUGCCCCACCUCAUGCCGAGCAAUUGCGGCCUCGAAGAGAAAAUCGCCAACUUGGGCAGCUGUAACGACUCUAAACUGGAGUUUGGGAGUUUCUGGGAGCUGAUUGGAGAAGCAGCCAGGAGCGUGAAGCUGGAGAGCCCUGUCCGGGGGAGUUGAAAACCUUCUUCUGGAAUUCUUGGGGGGAUGCUGGGGAAAGGGGACCUUAGAGACCGUGGGCCUAGAAACGCCUCUCCACCACCACCACCACCACCACCACCACCACCACCACCACACUAUUCCCCAGUCUGCACCUGCCUCGCCUCUGCAAGGUUCAAGUCCUUAGUGAGCCUUCCCAGGGGUCUCUGUGUACUUCAUCCUUGGGAGCUCCGUGGAACUCCAUGAGUCCCCACCAGAGGGAGGCUCAGGGGAUGGGUUGGGCCCAGGGAUGGAUGUGGCAAGAUGCUGGAGGGAUAAGGAUGGGCUAAGGGCCAAGUAAUUUGGUUGCGGGGAAGGUCAAAGAGGAACUGGGCUACUGGAUAUGAUUUGAAGAAGAGGGCGGGGAAUGGGGCUGGAUAUUUGGUACUAAAAAGAGUCUCUGAGAACCUAGCCUUCCUUAUCUCUUCCCCAACCCAAAUGAUAACUUCUGUCCAGUGCUACGCCUUCCUUCUUCCAGCUCUGCCCCAGCCUCUUUCCAGGACUCUGUCCCUGGGCUAGGGCAGGGGAAGAGAGAGAGCAGGCUGGAGAGGGGAGGCUGAGGAGGGGGUGACUUUGGGAGAGGACCAGCUGGGUGCUUGGGCAUUUAAAGAAUGAUGGUUGUUUUGUAACAUGUGAUUAAUAAAAAAAACGGAAAAAGUGAAA
Messenger RNA from Felis catus (domestic cat), 1191 nucleotides. It is a transcript of the gene S100A14, whose product is annotated as S100 calcium binding protein A14. NCBI's taxonomy places the organism in Eukaryota, Metazoa, Chordata, Mammalia, Carnivora, Felidae. Gene Ontology annotation, biological process: positive regulation of monocyte chemotaxis; response to lipopolysaccharide; positive regulation of granulocyte chemotaxis. The transcript is spliced from 4 exons. Gene Ontology annotation, molecular function: chemokine receptor binding. The record is from RefSeq and is a predicted model, not a curated record. Bases 196 to 510 code for a protein of 104 amino acids. Gene Ontology annotation, cellular component: perinuclear region of cytoplasm.